GUCUCUCAGCCAGUAGAAGCUGCCAAGCUGGAGCCCAAAGCCAGGUGUGCUGACUCCCAGCGGGGGGCUCCCUGCACCAACCAUGAGCCGCCUGCUUUGGAGGAAGGUGGCCGGCGCCACCGUCGGGCCAGGGCCGGUUCCAGCUCCGGGGCGUUGGGUCUCCAGCUCCGCCUCCGUCCCCGUCCCCAGCGACGGGCAGCCGCAGCCGCCGCCAGUGCCGUCCUCGGAGGGCGGGCAGCUGCGGCACAACCCAUUGCACAUCCAGAUGCUCUCGAGAGGGCUUCACGAGCAAAUCUUCGGGCACGGCGGGGAGAUGCCCGGCGAGGCCGCGGUGCGCCGCAGCGUCGAGCACCUGCAGAAGCACGGGCUCUGGGGGCAGCCGGCCGCGCCCUUGCCCGACGUGGAGCUGCGCCUGCCGCCCCUCUACGGGGGCAGCCUGGACCAGCACUUCCGCCUCCUGGCCCAGAAGCAGAGCCUGCCCUACCUGGAGGCGGCCAACUUGUUAUUGCAGGCCCAGCUGGCCCCCCGGCCCCCGAGCUGGGCCUGGGCGGAGGGCUGGACCCGGUACGGCCCCGCGGGGGAGGCCGAACCCGUGGCCAUCCCCGAGGAGCGGGCCCUGGUGUUCGACGUGGAGGUCUGCUUGGCAGAGGGAACUUGCCCCACAUUGGCGGUGGCCAUAUCCCCCUCGGCCUGGUAUUCCUGGUGCAGCCGGCGGCUGGUGGAAGAGCGUUACUCUUGGACCAGCCAGCUGUCGCCGGCUGACCUCAUUCCCCUGGAGGUCCCUGCCAGUGCCGGCGGCCCCACCCAGCGAGACUGGCAGGAGCAGUUAGUGGUGGGGCACAACGUGUGCUUCGACCGGGCCCAUAUCAGGGAGCAGUACCUGAUCCGGGGCUCCCUCAUGCGCUUCCUGGACACCAUGAGCAUGCACAUGGCCAUCUCAGGGCUAAGCAGCUUCCAGCGCAGUCUGUGGAUGGCAGCCAAGCAGGGCAAGCGCAAGGCCCGGCACCCCACACAGCGAGGCCAGAAAUCCCAGAGCAAAGCCAACGGCCCAGCGAUGUCAUCCUGGGACUGGCUGGACAUCAGCAGUGUCAAUAAUCUGGCAGAUGUGCACAGCCUCUACGUGGGGGGGCCUCGCUUAGAGAAGGAGCCCCGCGAGCUGUUUGUCAAGGGUAGCAUGAAGGACAUCCGUGAGAACUUCCAGGACCUGAUGCAGUACUGUGCCCAGGACGUGUGGGCCACCUAUGAGGUUUUCCAGCAGCAGCUACCGCUCUUCUUGGAGAGGUGUCCCCACCCGGUGACUCUGGCUGGCAUGUUGGAGAUGGGUGUCUCCUACCUGCCCGUCAACCAGAACUGGGAGCGUUACCUGGCGGAGGCACAGAGCACCUACGAGGAGCUCCAGUGGGAGAUGAAGAAGUCGCUGAUGGACCUGGCCAACGAUGCCUGCCAGCUGCUCUCAGGAGAGAGGUACAAAGAAGAUCCCUGGCUCUGGGACCUAGAGUGGGACCUACAGGAAUUUAAGCAGAAGAAGGCAAAGAAGGUGAAGACGAAGGAGCCGGCCGCAGCCAGCAAGUUGCCUGUCGAGGGGCCCGAGGCCCCUGGGGAUCCCAAGGAUCAGGAAGACCCUGGCCCCCCCAGUGAGGAGGAGGAGUUUCAGCGAGAUGUCAUGGCCCGUGCCUGCUUGGAGCAGCUGAGGGGGACCACAGAGCUCCUGCCCAAGCGGCCCCAGCACCUUCCUGGGCACCCAGGGUGGUAUCGGAAGCUCUGUCCCCGGCUAGAUGACCCCGCGUGGACCCCAGGCCCCAGUCUCCUCAGUCUCCAGAUGCGGGUCACACCUAAACUCAUGGCGCUGACCUGGGACGGUUUCCCUCUGCACUACUCGGAGCGGCAUGGCUGGGGAUACCUGGUGCCCGGGCGGCGGGACAACCUGGCUAAGGUGCCACCAGGCAGUGGCCUAACGUCGGCUGGGGUGGCCUGCCCCUACACAGCCAUCGAGUCCCUGUACAGGAAGCACUGUCUUGAACAGGGGAAGCAGCAGCUGGAGCCGCAGGAGGCAGACCUGGCUGAGGAGUUCCUGCUCACCGACAGCAGCGCCAUGUGGCAGACGGUGGAAGAAAUGGGCUGCUUAGAAGUGGAGGCCGAGGCCAGGAUGGAGAACUUGCGAGUGGCAGUUCCAGGUCAACCCCCAGCUCUGACUGCUGCUGGCAGCCCAAAAGCCAGCCAGCCAGCUUAUCACCAUGGCAACGGACCCUACAAUGAUGUGGAUAUCCCCGGCUGCUGGUUCUUCAAGCUGCCUCACAAGGAUGGUAACAGCUGCAAUGUGGGCAGCCCCUUUGCCAAAGACUUCCUGCCCAAGAUGGAGGACGGCACUCUGCAGGCUGGCCCAGGAGGUGCCAGUGGGCCCCGUGCCUUGGAAAUCAACAAAAUGAUUUCUUUUUGGAGGAACGCCCAUAAACGUAUCAGCUCCCAGAUGGUGGUGUGGCUGCCCAGGUCAGCUCUGCCCCGUGCUGUGACCAGGCACCCACACUAUGAUGAGGAAGGCCGCUAUGGGGCCAUCCUGCCCCAGGUCGUGACUGCUGGCACCAUCACUCGACGGGCUGUAGAGCCCACGUGGCUCACUGCCAGCAAUGCCCGGCUUUUCAGCAGAUAUGUUCUGGGCACCUGCUCCUGGCCAGACAUUGACAAGCCUGACCGAGUAGGCAGUGAGUUGAAGGCCAUGGUGCAGGCUCCGCCCGGCUACGUUCUCGUGGGUGCUGAUGUGGACUCACAGGAGCUGUGGAUUGCAGCUGUGCUUGGAGAUGCCCACUUUGCCGGCAUGCAUGGCUGCACAGCCUUUGGGUGGAUGACACUGCAGGGCAGGAAGAGCAGGGGCACCGAUCUACACAGUAAGACAGCUGCCACAGUGGGCAUCAGCCGUGAGCACGCCAAGGUCUUCAACUAUGGCCGCAUCUAUGGGGCCGGGCAGCCCUUCGCUGAGCGCCUGCUCAUGCAGUUCAACCACCGGCUCACGCGGCAGGAGGCAGCUGAGAAGGCCCGACAGAUGUAUGCGGUCACCAAGGGCCUGCGCAGGUAUCGGCUGUCAGAUGAGGGCGAGUGGCUGCUGAGGGAGUUGGACCUCCCUGUGAACAGGACCGAGGAUGGCUGGGUUUCCCUGCAGGAUCUACGCAAGAUCCAGAGAGAAGCUUCUAGGAAAUCACAAUGGAAGAAGUGGGAGGUGGUUGCUGAACGAGCCUGGAUGGGGGGCACAGAGUCAGAAAUGUUCAAUAAGCUGGAGAGCAUCGCUAUGUCUGACACACCACGUACCCCGGUGCUGGGCUGCCGCAUCACCCGAGCCCUGGAGCCCUCUGCUGUCCAGGGGGAGUUUAUGACCAGCCGUGUGAAUUGGGUGGUGCAGAGCUCCGCUGUGGACUACUUACACCUCAUGCUUGUGGCCAUGAAGUGGCUGUUCGAGGAGUUUGCCAUUGAUGGGCGCUUCUGCAUCAGCAUCCAUGAUGAGGUUCGCUACCUGGUGCGGGAGGAGGACCGCUACCGCGCUGCCCUCGCCCUGCAGAUCACCAACCUCUUGACCAGGUGCAUGUUUGCCUACAAGCUGGGUCUGAAUGACUUGCCCCAGUCAGUCGCCUUUUUCAGUACAGUCGAUAUCGACCAGUGCCUCAGGAAGGAAGUGACCAUGGAUUGUAAAACCCCUUCCAACCCAACUGGGAUGGAAAGGAGAUACGGGAUUCCCGAGGGUGAAGCACUGGAUAUUUACCAGAUAAUUGAACUCACCAAAGGCUCCCUGGAAAAAUGAAGCCAGCCUGGACGGUAGCUCUGCCUGGAGG
Molecule: messenger RNA, 3818 nt
Organism: Physeter macrocephalus (sperm whale)
Lineage: Eukaryota; Metazoa; Chordata; Mammalia; Artiodactyla; Physeteridae
Gene: POLG
Product: DNA polymerase gamma, catalytic subunit
Exons: 23
Coding region: 83-3787 (1234 amino acids)
Biological process (GO): mitochondrial DNA replication
Cellular component (GO): gamma DNA polymerase complex; mitochondrion
Molecular function (GO): DNA binding; 3'-5' exonuclease activity; DNA-directed DNA polymerase activity
Source: RefSeq, a predicted model, not a curated record